AUGAAUGGAAGGACGACGCAUUUGUUUAGUCGAUGUAUAAUACAUUCAUUUCUUGACGUACGGUACUAUCGGACAUCGCUUCUACCUGAAGGUGCAAAGGCCUUUAUUAACGGACGAUGGAUUAAUGCAUUAUCAAACUCCACUUUUCAAGUAGUAAAUCCAUACAAUAAUGAGCUCAUAUGUAGAUGUACCAAUUGUGAUGCAAUCGAUGCAGAAAAAUCUGUGAAAGCAGCACGGGAAGCCUACAGCGCAUGGUCAUCGUCUACAACCGCUAAAGAACGUGGUACAAUACUAGACAACUGGCACCGCAAAAUGUUGGAAAAGCAGAAUGAGUUAGCCGAACUUAUUACCCUUGAAGAAGGUAAACCACUAGAAGAAGCUCGCGGUGAAAUUGUUUAUUCAGCAUCAUUUCUGAAGUGGUUUGCCGAGGAAGCCCGACGAGUAUAUGGGCAGAUUGUAAAGCCUAUAUCGACACAUCGAGUACAUUUUCACGCUCGUGAACCGAUUGGCGUCGUUGGAAUUAUUACACCUUGGAACUUCCCAUCGGCAAUGAUUACUCGAAAAGCUGCAGCAGCACUAGCAAUUGGUUGCACAGUAGUUGUGAAACCUGCCGAAGAUACACCACUUUCAGCCUUAGCUCUUGCACAGACGGCUAAGGAAGCUGGUCUUCCAGACGGUGUCUUCAAUGUUGUCCCAGCUGAUUUGAAGAAUACGGUACGAAUAGUGAAGUUUUUAUGUGAAUCAACCGACAUCAACGCAAUUUCAUUUACAGGCAGCACUGAAGUAGGAAAGCUUUUGCUUUCACAGUCAGCUUGCACGGUGAAACGAGUAUGUCUUGAACUAGGUGGUAACGCACCGUUUAUUGUGUUUCCUUCGGCUCAUCUCUCAACAGCAGUUCAGGGAGCGAUAGCAUCGAAAUUCCGAGGUUCAGGACAGACAUGUAUAUCUCCAAAUCGUUUUUAUGUUCAUUCUUCGAUUUAUGAUUCUUUUGUUGAAGAAGUUAAGCAUGCAAUGGCGAAAUUGGUUACCGGAAAUGGUAUGCAACCAAAUGUCACACAAGGGCCUCUUAUAAAUGAAAGAGCUAUUAAAAAAGUUGAAAACUUGCUAUCAGAUGCAACUCAAAAGGGAGCACAUGUAGUAUUGGGUGGAAAACGUAUUCCUCAAACAACCUGUUUCAAUCCAACGUUGCUGAUUAACGUAACCAAUGAUAUGGAUAUUGUCCACACUGAAAUAUUUGGUCCCGUUCUCGCUAUCCAAAAGUUCGAAACGGAGGAAGAGGUUUUGGCACUGGCAAACUGCUGCAGAACUGGCCUAGCUGGUUAUAUAUUCACAACGGAAUAUGCUCAGAUACUACGUGUUAGCCAUAACUUGCAGGUUGGAAUUAUCGGUAUCAAUGAAGGAUUAGUAUCUUGCGCGGAGGCAGCUUUCGGUGGAAUGAAGGAAAGCGGUUUAGGUCGUGAAGGUGGUUCACAAGGUAUAGAUGAAUUCUCGCAAUGGAAAUAUAUUUGCAUCGGAUUCUAA
Molecule: messenger RNA, 1521 nt
Organism: Brugia malayi
Lineage: Eukaryota; Metazoa; Nematoda; Chromadorea; Rhabditida; Onchocercidae
Gene: Bma-alh-7
Product: Succinate semialdehyde dehydrogenase, mitochondrial precursor, putative
Exons: 12
Coding region: 1-1521 (506 amino acids)
Molecular function (GO): succinate-semialdehyde dehydrogenase (NAD+) activity
Source: RefSeq, a predicted model, not a curated record